AGUUCUUCUCUUCCGACUUCUCGCAGCGAAUCUGUGCAGCGAAUCUGCGCCGAACGCGACAUCUCGCCAUGGCAUACGUGCCGGGGAGCUUGGUGGAGAUCCAGAACCUGCCGGGGAAGGCGGAGCCUGUGCCCAGCGCCCUGCUGCAAGGGGUGCAGGCCGUGGACCUGAACGGCACCUCCGCGCAGCUGGUCCACUUCGACCGCCAGCUGCAGAAGUGGAUCGCCGCCACCUUCAGCGGCCGCACCAUCGCCAUCGAGGAGAAGCAUCUCAAGCCAGUGACCUCUGAGGCGGUGAGGAAGUACGACUUCGUGCUUGGGCCCAAGUCGGACUAUGAGAUUUCGGGGCAGGAGAUCACGCGGGCCUUGGCGCUGAAGGGCUACGCGCUGGUGAAGCUCAUCGUGGCGGAGGAGGACGCCAUGGCCAUGCUGGACGUGGCCAAGCGCCUGGAGGAGGACCAGCAGUUCAGCAGAUUGGCCGUGGAGUUCGAGCGGGGUUACCUGGGAGAUGACGGCAACGCCAAGACCCUGCACGUAGGAUUGGACGCCUCGGACACGCCGGACUUCAUCAAGCAGUCGCCCCUGAAGACGAUGGACAACAACUUCGGCCAGCUCUGCAGCAUGUUGGGCAAGUACUCCGAGGAGCACCUGGGCUUUGAGGUCUACAGCCGCACGGAGAUGUUGAUGCGGAUGCCACUGGAAGACGGGGAGGAGGACCGCUUCCCCCCGGCCGACAUCGAUGACGGGGAUGCGGAAGGCUUUAUGCACCUGAUGUACCGGCGCCGGCUCACGGUGCUCCAAUUCGUCGGGCCCAGCUCUGGGAGUCUCAAGCUGCUGCCGCUGAAGGAGAACGAUGAGGAGAUCGAGCUGGAGGCGGAGCCCAACACCAUGCUGGUGAUGCUGAACAGCCGCUGGGAGUACGGCUACUCCCCCAAGGGCCAGGCCUUGGCCCUGCAGAGCUUCAUGCUCACCGAGCCGGCCAUCUACUGCCUGGAGGACGAGAUCCAGGGGAACCUGGAGAACCUCACUGGCUCCUCCACUGGUCCUCCGCCGCCCCCGGGGGAGCAGGUGACCAUCGAAGCCAUGUACUGCCGCUACGGCAUGAUGUCCGACGGCCGCGCCCAGUUCUACCAGGGGGCGAAAGCCUCCACGGACGGGCUCACGGAGAUCCCGGUGUCGCGCUGGGACCACGGGCCCUACUUCGACCCCGAGUCCCAGGCAGGCGGCGCCUACACCAGGCACGGGUGCUUCGGCAUCGAGGGCGUGGACCUCUUCGACUGCAAGUUCUUCGAGGUGUCGCCCAUGGAGGCCAAGGGCAUGGACCCCUGCCAGCGCCAGGUCCUGGAGGUGUCGUACAUGGCCCUGCUGGAGGGCGGCUACGACAAGAGGACCCUGUCCCGGGAGUCGCAGCACAUUGGGCACUUCGUGGGCAUCGACAAGGAUGACUGGAUGUGCAUGAGCGCCGCGGGCAUGCUGGACCUGGGCGGGGCCCACGGGGCGGCGGCGGCGGCGAACGCCAUCACCUCCAACCGCUUCUCCUACUCCUUGAACCUCAAGGGAGCCAGCAUGACCAUCGAUACCGCCUGCUCAUCGUCCCUGGUGUGCACUCACGUGUCCAAGCUCCACCUGCGGUUCAAGGAUUAUGAGCCUAUGCCGGCCAGUGUGGUGAACGGCUUGAAUCUCAUGCUGUACCCUGGCCCCUUCGUGGGCUGCUGCGCUGCGGGCAUGCUCAGCCACGAGGGCAGGUGCUUCACGUUCAACUCCACAGCCGACGGCUACGCCCGUGGCGAGCUGUGCGGGGCGCUGUGCUUCAAGCUGAAGCAGUUCGAUCCGCAGAGCGGCUCCAUUUGUUGUCUGGCCGGCAGCCAGUCCAACCAGGAUGGGCGCAGCGCGAGUUUGACGGCGCCCAAUGGCCCGGCGCAGGAGAAGUGCAUCAAGGCGGUGCUGCGGGAAUGCAAGCUCACCCCCACGGAGGUGGAUUGUAUCGAGUGCCACGGCACCGGCACGCCGGGAGACUCGGGUCUCCCAGUCGAGCCGAGAAGAGACCAGCCCCCAAAAAAUAGUAAAAGGAGAAUUCAAAGAAUUAUUCUUUCUACUAUUUUUUCUCCAACAGCAACACAACAAACAGAAAACAAUAUCCAGAACAACAAGCAAACAAAAUAA
This is a messenger RNA of Effrenium voratum, 2162 nucleotides long. The record is from the annotation of a GenBank genome assembly. NCBI's taxonomy places the organism in Eukaryota, Dinophyceae, Suessiales, Symbiodiniaceae.